GUCCUUUACCCAAAAGACCGGCAAAUUUGCGUUAUUCUAGUUUCUGCUUAUUGUGAAAUAAGUAGUUUAUUCAAAGUUCUUUUUUGGCGUAUACAAUAUGUCGACUAUAGAAAAGCUGUCUAUUCAAGGCAUACGCAGUUUUGGAUCCAACGCUGAAGACGCUCAGAGUAUCACAUUCACAUCACCAAUAACAUUGAUUCUUGGCCAAAAUGGUUGUGGCAAGACAACGAUUAUCGAAUGCCUGAAAUAUGCACUCACGGGCGAAUGUCCGCCAGGUAGCGAUAGCGGUAAGAAUUUUGUGCAUGAUCCUAAGAUAUCGGGACGAAACGAAUCUCUGGCCCAAAUCAAAAUGGAUGUAAGGGAUAAGAAUAAUGCGCGCCUUUCGGUUUGUCGCAGCAUGAAAGUUUCGCUGUCUCGUGACAAGAAAAGGCAAUUCAAGACCAUGGACUCCACUAUCACCCACCAUGGCAACAGCAAUAGCAGUGACAAGAAAUUGGAAUCAAUGAGCUAUCGAAAUGCAGACGCGGAUCAGGCGGUUGGAGAUUUCAUGGGUGUCUCCAAUGCGAUUAUAAAUAGUGUCCUCUUUUGCCAUCAAGAAGACUCCAGCUGGCCCCUGGACGAGGGCAAGAAACUAAAGGAUAAAUUCGAUGCCAUAUUUGGCAUUGUUAAUUACAAUAAAGCUCUUGAUCACAUUAUCAGCAUGCACAAGACGGCGAGCGACGAUCUUAAAAUAAUGGCUUCCAACAUGAAACUAUUGGCUCAUUUGAAAAAGGAGAUGGAUGACAAGACGCUAAACUUGCAAAAAUACGAGAAACAAUGUGAAGACAUUAAAAUGCAAUGCGAAAAGUGCGAUGAGGAAGUAAAGCCCAUUGAUUUGCGACUGGAGGAGAUUCGAAAUAUUGAAUACGAGAUCAGCAAAUACAAUGCGCGAAAGGUUGAAAUGGAUACCACCCACAAGAACUGUGUGGAGCAAAUUGGAAAACUUUCGAAGAAUAUCAAGAAGCAUUUUGAAGGAUCGCUGGUCGAACUUGACUUGGAAAUACAGAGUUUCAAUCGACGCAUGUCAGAAGUAAAAUUUCAACGCACUGAGGUUGAACAGCAACUCACAAAAAUCAAAGGUUCCCAUGUGGAUUUGCAAAAAACCUUGGCCACUUACGACAAAGAGCUUUACAUGACAAAACAAAAGCGCAAGAACGAGCAGGAAUGCAAAAUUCAGCUAACAAAGAAUAUCAACAGUUUUUGCACAAAAUUGCAAGUCAACAUAGAUGAAAAGACUAGAGAAAAUCCUGAGAACUUGGAGGAAAUGAUCGAUGUGACGUUGAGCAGCAAGCAAUCUGAGAUUACUGAGCUGAGCACACGCAACGAACAGGCGGAUCAAUUGCGGCAGGCAAAGGUUGAUGAGCUCCGCAUUGAAAUAACCAGAUCGGAGCAAAGCCUCAAAUCGCAGGAAAAGCAAAAGAAAGCAAGCGAGCAGGAGAGCGAGGAAUUAGAAGUCAAAAUUAAGCAAAUUGAGGUUUCUGUGCAUCAGUUGAAAGCACUCGAUAAGCAAAUAUCCGAUACAGAUGAGAAAUAUGAGAACGCCAAUCGCAGCUUUAAUCAUGACGAAUGUCGCCAGACUAUAGCCGCAAAAAAGGCAAGUGUUGCUGAUAAGCAGACACGCUUUAAGAGUUUGGAUAAGCAGCUAACAUUCUUGAACUCCAUAGCUAAGCUAAUGGCUGAGAUUACGCUCAAAGAGAAAGAGCUAGAGAAGAAAAAUCAGGAAGUGAAUCGUGUAAAGAGUAAGCACAGUGAUAAUUUGGCUAUAUUAUUCAAGGAGCCAAUCACAAACAACUAUCGCCGUUCACUGCAAAAUGUCUACGAUAAACUACGUCGUGAAAUCAGUGACUUGAACGACAAAGCCAAUGCGCAAAAGUUAAAAGAGCAAUCGUAUGAAAUAAAACGAAAGAAUCUAAUUGGUGACAUUGAGCGCAUGGAAAAGGAAAUACAACAGUUAGACGAGCGCAUAUAUCAAAAGUGUCUUUCCACUUCAUACGAUGAGCUGAUGCUUCGCAGCAAGACAACAAUUGCCAAACUGCAACUUGAACAUGGUGCCCUCAAGUCUUCGGAAGCUAUGUACAAGAAGUAUAUUCAAAAAAUAGAAGAACAAACCAAUUGUCCAUUAUGCCAUCGUAAUAUGUCUGGCGAUGAGGCCUGCGAUUUAACCUCAGAGUUAACAGACGAAAUACAAAAGCUGCCUGAUAACAUCACUCGAUCCGAAAAGUUGCUGAAGGCGGAGCAGUCGAAAUAUGAAGACUUGUUGCAAAUCAAGCCAGCUAUCGAUAAGGUUAAAGAACUCAAGGAAACUCUUCCGCUGAAAAAGAAAGAAUUGGAGAAUAUCAAGCAGUUGCUAGGUGACUCUGUCGCCGAGUAUGAGACUCAAAUGAGUCUUCUUGCCGAACCUACAUGUAACAUGGAGCUGGCUAAUUCCAUGAUGGGUGACAUGACGCUGCUUGACGAAGCGCUUAAGGAAUCGCUGCGCUUCACCAAAGAUCUAGAUCAGCUCAAACUUAAACUACCAGAGAAUUAUGAUGCCAGUGUAUCACUUGACACACUGCAAACUCAAAAAAACGAAGUGUCCAAGGAGCUAGAAACCGAAUCCAAGGAACUGGAGAUGUAUCAACAUGCAUUUGAGCAGCAAACCGAGGCGUUGAAUCGUCUGCGACAAUUUAGAAACGGCUUAAAAGAGAAGCGAAUUAAGCUGCAGGAGGGACAGCAGAGUCUGCCGCAAUUUAAGGAACGACUCGAGGAACUAACACGAAUGCUGAUUACAAUAGCAACUGAAAUGUCAGAACUCGAGUUAAAUUUGCAGCCAUUAAAGAAGAAUUUGAACGCCGCAAUUGAGGAAAAGGCACGACUUAAGAAAAGUGAACAAUCGAAGUUGUCGGAGUUGAACAGCAAAUACAACAACUACAAGAUGAUUGUGCAGGAUAUUCAAAGAUUGAAUAAGCAAGCACAAGAGUUUGCCAACAUGAAACUAACUGAGAAAAUGGAGAAACUUGAUUCAACCAUAAUUAUUACCAAAGAUGAGCUCAAUCAAUUGGAUGUUGAAAUUACUGCUUGUAGCAAAAAACUCGAAACAAUUAAAACUGAGUGCCUUAGUCAACUGAGUCUUGAGCGUGAUCUGAAAGACAAUCGUGAGCUAAAGCAGCUGCAAAAGAAGGAAACGGAAUUGGCUGAAAACUGUUCUGUCUUGGCCAAGCAAUUGGGCAACAUGGACUUUCCCAAUAUCAAGAAAGAAAAGACCGAAUUGAUUAAGAAGAAGGAUAUAUCGUCAGAGCGUCGUGGUGAAUUGUUUGGCCAGUUGGGCGAAAUAAAGAACCAUCUAAACAAGUUGCAAGUGGAAGUCAAUAAGCCCGAGUACAAGGAGUCUCUUAAAAACUAUCGACGUGCUCAGUACGAGAUUGCUGUCAAGCGUUGUGGCAUUGAUGAUCUUCGUGAGCAUCGGGCUGCUUUGGAAUGGGCAUUGAUCCAGUUUCACGCUGAGAAAAUGAACAACAUUAAUAGCUUGAUUCGUCAGUAUUGGCGCAUGAUAUACAAAGGUAAUGACAUUGAUUACAUUCAAAUCAAAGCCGAAGAGCCCGAGGGGAAAACUGCAGCCGCAAAUCGCCGCAGGACCUACAACUAUAAGGUUGUGCAGUCGAAAAACAAUUCGGAAAUUGAGAUGCGAGGUCGCUGCAGUGCGGGUCAACGUGUUCUGGCCUCGCUCAUCAUUCGAAUGGCUCUGGCGGAGACUUUUAGCAGCAACUGUGGCGUUUUAGCUCUCGACGAACCAACCACAAACUUGGACAGGGACAAUAUUAUGUCGCUUUGUGAGGCUCUCAAUAGCAUUGUGGAGGAACGACAAAUCCAAUCGAAUUUCAUGUUGAUUAUAAUCACUCACGAUGAAGAAUUUAUUUCAUCUUUGGGUAAGAUUAAUAGAUAUCAUCGAGUACAACGAAACUCGCAAUGCAAAUCCGUCAUACAAAUGGUGCGUGUUGAUGGAAAAUAAUAACUUACUAUCGUUUAUAUUCCGUGGAACAAUCACGUUUCAAAAUGAAUUUUACAAUGAUAUUGAAUACUUCCGAUGCCAUUUAUUAUUUUCUUAACUUAAUAUCAUUACUAGUAUCAAAAGUGUGAAUUUAAAGCUGCAGUUAACUUUUAUUUAAACAUCAGUUUCAAAGUUUUAAAUUGCUUGCUAUUUUGAAUAUUCCCUUUUAUCAGAUUUAGGAAGCAGCAAGUUAUCUUUUAAAUAUUACCAGUUGAUUUUACCAUUUCUUUCAGAAGGUAACUCUCUUUUAUAAUAUUGAAUAUUACUAGAUUUAAGUUUCAUUAUAUGUAUUCCAUUUGAGGC
This is a messenger RNA of Drosophila nasuta, 4369 nucleotides long. RefSeq names its product DNA repair protein rad50 (gene rad50). Gene Ontology annotation, molecular function: single-stranded telomeric DNA binding; double-stranded telomeric DNA binding; ATP hydrolysis activity. Gene Ontology annotation, biological process: telomere maintenance via recombination; telomere maintenance via telomerase; chromosome organization involved in meiotic cell cycle. NCBI's taxonomy places the organism in Eukaryota, Metazoa, Arthropoda, Insecta, Diptera, Drosophilidae. Gene Ontology annotation, cellular component: nucleus; condensed nuclear chromosome; Mre11 complex. The record is from RefSeq and is a predicted model, not a curated record.